This is a messenger RNA of Erythranthe guttata (spotted monkey flower), 706 nucleotides long. The record is from RefSeq and is a predicted model, not a curated record. NCBI's taxonomy places the organism in Eukaryota, Viridiplantae, Streptophyta, Magnoliopsida, Lamiales, Phrymaceae.
UUUAAUUCUCAAAAUCCCCAAAUUGAGGAAAGAAAACCUAAAAAUGGCGGCAGCCGAACCGAAAGUGAUGAGGUUGAAACUGUUGAUCGACACCAAAGGCAAAAGAGUCCUCUACGCCGAAGCCGGAAAAGAUUUCGUCGAUUUCCUGUUUCAGUCACUCUCUCUGCCGGUGGGCACCGUCGUCAGUCUACCCAAACCCCAAGUAAACGCCGGCGCAUUAGCGAACCUGUACGAGAGCAUGAAGAAUCUCAACGAAUCCUACCUUCUCAAAUCGAAGCAGACGAAAGAUCCCCUUUUGAAACCGUUGCUCCGUUCUCUCUCCGCGAGUCAGGGUUUUAAUCCUCUGCUCCCCGCCAACAAUGCAUCCGCUGCAACAAAAUGCUACGCGUGCAAUUACUGUCGACAACAGGCUUCUCUUGAACCAAACACAACUUGUCCGAGGUGCAAUUAUAAAAUGGGGCAAGUUCUAUCUUUUGUGGGUGUUUCUGUUUCUGAAGAAGUCGGAUUUGUCAAGGAUAUGGUUCCUUACAUGGUGAUGGAUGACUUGUCUGUCACGCCAUUGUCUACCAUGUCCAGCUUCGCUCUGCUGCGGAAACUUGAUGUUAAGGAUAUGAGUGUAGUUGAGGAAAAAGUGGUCAAUUUUGGCAAGGAUGAGGUAUUUUUAAUUAUAGCAAAUAAUCUUUCAAAGUAUAUUCCUGAAAUAUAG